AUGGCAGGAAACAUCCACAACACCGCGGCUCCGAUAAGUAGCUCUUUGUCCAAACUACAGGCGCUAAAUGGAUUGUUUGCGAUAUAUAAAAAACAAGGGCCGACAUCUGCAGACGUGUUAAAUACACUCAAAGAAGUUUUACUUAAAGAAGCCGGAGUGAAAAACUCAAACCCGCGAAAGAGGAAGAAGCAGAGCCUGAAGAUGGGGCACGGAGGGACGCUGGACAGUACGGCCAGCGGGGUGCUGGUUGUUGGUGUUGGCAAUGGCACAAAGAUGCUAAGUACAAUGUUGGCUGGUACUAAGAAAUACGUGGCCGUGGGUGAGCUGGGGAAAGCUACAGACAACCUGGAUGCCUCUGGCAGUGUGGUUCUGGAGAAAGACUUUGAACACAUUACCAGCUUGGACAUUGAGGAGAAACUAAAAGCUUUCACUGGAGACAUCAUGCAAGUUCCUCCGCUCUACUCUGCGCUGAAGAAAGACGGCCAGCGUCUCUCCGUCCUGCUGAUGAAAGGUCACAAGGUUGAGGCCAAACCCGCCAGACCGGUGACGGUGCACAACCUGAGGCUGCAGGAGUUCAAGCCUCCCCUCUUCACCCUGGAUAUUGAGUGUGGUGGUGGAUUUUACGUUAGAAGCUUGGUGGAUGACCUGGGAAAAGCUCUGUCAUCGUGCGCUCAUGUGAAGGAGCUGAUCCGGACCAAGCAGGGUCAGUUCACCCUGGAGGAGCACGCCCUGCACGAGGAGCAGUGGACGCUGGAACACGUCCUGCGCUCUCUGCAGCCCUGCUCGGAGCCGAAGCCUCCGGGAGCUAACACCUGAAGGGCCUCCGAACGGAACCACGCGCGACUAGCGCGGGCCGCAGUCUGUUUGGUUGGCGGUCAUGGCUCGCCUGCUGGGCUCUACCAGCCCAGAGAACGUGCGGUCUAGACUUGAUGCUUUGGAGCGGGAUGGGGCACGGGCUGCUCUGCACUGCACUGGGGAAUUCCACUCAUUUAUUCUUUUUCUCUCACCGGUUAAUUCAAUAUAUUUUUUUAAUAACCGGUUCAGGCCCACCUGUUGUGAUGUACAGUUACAGACAUUUCAGAAAUCCUCUCCACCAUAUAAAAAUAAAGUAUCCAGUUGGACAAUGCCCACCACAGCGAAGUCGUUUUUUCUUCCAGCAACAAUUGUAUUUAAUCUUUGAGAACAACAGAAAUGUAAACGUAAUAUAUACUGGGACAUAUUAGUAUAUACCAAUACUGUGAUAUCGCCUUCAUUCAUGUGCAGAACCUACAGGACCCCCUUGUGCUAUAAAAUGACAUGUAAUGUCAAAUGCACGCACAAAGCAGGAGAAGUGUACGACUCUGUUCUCGUGCUGUUAACGAGAGCAUCACACUAUAGAGAUGUUUUCCUUUAAACAUUGAUCUACUCCAUAUUUGAAGGUGUUGUUGCAUUA
Messenger RNA from Gasterosteus aculeatus aculeatus (three-spined stickleback), 1432 nucleotides. It is a transcript of the gene trub1, whose product is annotated as TruB pseudouridine (psi) synthase family member 1. Gene Ontology annotation, biological process: mRNA pseudouridine synthesis; tRNA modification. NCBI's taxonomy places the organism in Eukaryota, Metazoa, Chordata, Actinopteri, Perciformes, Gasterosteidae. Gene Ontology annotation, molecular function: RNA binding; pseudouridine synthase activity. Gene Ontology annotation, cellular component: nucleus. The record is from RefSeq and is a predicted model, not a curated record.